Molecule: messenger RNA, 990 nt
Organism: Cygnus atratus (black swan)
Lineage: Eukaryota; Metazoa; Chordata; Aves; Anseriformes; Anatidae
Gene: MAS1
Product: MAS1 proto-oncogene, G protein-coupled receptor
Exons: 1
Coding region: 1-990 (329 amino acids)
Biological process (GO): G protein-coupled receptor signaling pathway
Cellular component (GO): membrane
Molecular function (GO): G protein-coupled receptor activity
Source: RefSeq, a predicted model, not a curated record
AUGGAUGAGUCAAACAUAACGUUUCAUCCCAGCGAAGGCACAGAGAACAUCUCAAUGCACAGAAACAUUUCUGCACAGGAAAGGGUCUGGGAGAUAUUGACCCCACUUUGGGUAAUUAUGAUCAUCUCCUUCCUGGGUUUUUGUGAAAAUGGAAUUGUCCUCUGGUGCCUCUGCUUCCAGAUCAAAAGAAACCCAUUCACUGCGUACAUCACACACCUGUCCAUUGCUGACAUCUCCUUACUGUUUUGUACAUUUAUUCUGUCAAUUGAGUACAUUGCUGGUUUUGGAUUCGCAUAUGGUUUUUACUACUAUGUAACCACCACACUGUCUAUUGUCUUCCUUCUUGGAUAUAAUACUGGUCUCUAUCUCCUGACAGCCAUCAGUAUUGAGAGGUGUCUGUCUAUUGUUUACCCCAUCUGGUACCGAUGCCACCGGUCACAGCACCAGUCAGCAAUUGUGUGCGCAAUUCUGUGGACUCUGUCUUUUCUGAUGACAAUAGCCGAAUAUUUAACAUGCAAAGAUGAUUCAACAAAGGAACAGUUUGAUGAUGCCAACCAUUGCCAAGCAAUGCUCAUCUUCACAUGGAUCCUGACUUUCAUGAUCUUCAUUCCUCUAAUGAUUCUGUCCAGCCUGAUCUUGGUUAUCAGGAUUCAUCGUAACUCCCUGAGACCUCACUCGUCAAAGCUCUACAUCAUCAUUGUGGCCACAAUCAUUGUCUUCCUCAUCUUUGCCAUGCCUAUGAGGCUGUUGUAUCUCCUGAAUUACCACCACUGGUCGUCUUUGCUCAGCCAGCAGAACCACGUCACCAUUGUUCUCUCCACUGUUAACAGUAGCAUCAACCCCCUUGUUUACUUCUUUGUAGGAAGCAGCAAGAAGAAGAGGUUCAAGGAGAGUCUCAAAGUGGUUCUUAGCAGAGCACUCACGGAUGGGUUGCGGCCGAGAAGCCAGGAAGUUGGCAUGAGUUUGGAUAUAGCUGAAACGAUUUUCUGA